AAAUACCAAUCACUCUACACAAAAAAAUUAGAGGAGCACUUUAAAACUGACGAAUUUUGUCGAUUUUAAGAAACUAAUAUCUCGGCUUGCAGGAAUCGCAAGAUAUUUUUUUCUUGACGCAUUUUAGAAUAAAGCCUCUACUUUGAAAUAGCUUAAGUAAAAUUUUUCGUCCCAUUAAACUGUUUUUUUUUUUCGUAAAAUUAGAGUUUUGAAAAUGACAUUGCAGCCUUCCACGAGCAAAUCAACAAGGUCACCAAAUCAGUUUUGAAGCUGAGAAUUUUCUUUUUAAAAUAAAAAAAAGAAAAUUAUUCUAGCUUUUCUAUAGGAGCUGAUCGAGUUAUAUAUAGGUUCCAAAGUAGAUCCUAUAUUUUCUAAGAUUUUGGUUAAGUUCCGCUGGCAUUUGCGUUAUCCGAUAUGCAUCACGAAGAAGUUCCUCUCGGUCGAAGUUCGCACCAUGCACGCAUAGCAGAGAAGAUUUGGAAUCAUUAAAUACUACGGGAGCAACAAAUCAUACGGUGCUUUGUAGAAAAAUUAUAUUCGAGCGUUAAUGCUACAGUUUCACGUGCUACUGUUAGAUGGUUGAUGACGUCAGGAUCUGUUACAGUAUCUAAAGACAUUAAAGAAACAUCCAGUGCUCAAAUAAAUAUGGAUGAGGUCAUUACAAAAGAAGUUGGAGAUAAUGGCAUAAUAGUUUUAAACCGACCUAAAGCAUUGAAUUCUAUAAAUUUGUCCAUGGUUCAAAAAAUAUAUUCUGUCCUCAAACAAUGGGAAUCUUUAAAGAAGCUGAUAAUAAUAGAAGGUAUAGGUGAGAAAGCAUUUUGUGCGGGUGGUGACGUCAAAGCACUUGUCUUGUCAUUGAAUGAAUCGGCAGGAAAUCUACAGGGUGAAGAAUUUUUCAGGACAGAAUAUACUUUAAAUCAUUUGAUCGGCACAUAUAAGAAGCCUUAUAUUGCUAUUAUCAAUGGGAUAACAAUGGGAGGUGGUGUUGGAUUAUCUAUACAUGGCAAAUAUAGAAUUGCUACGGAAAAAACUCUUUUUGCUAUGCCAGAAACGGCAAUAGGAUUGUUUCCUGAUGUUGGUGCGACUUACUUUUUAUCCAGAUUGAAAGGCAGACUAGGUUUAUAUUUAGGUCUAACAGGGCAAAGAUUGAAAGGUUUCGAUGUUUUUCUUGCUGGCAUUGCGACGCAUUUUAUACCAUCGGAGAAACUCGCAGAUUUAAAACGCGAUUUAUUUGCGUUGCGUGAAGUCAACAUUGAGCCUAUUUUGAAUAAAUAUCAACAAAAAUUAAAUCAUGAAUUCAGCUUGGCACCUUAUAUGUCACAGAUAGAAAAUUGUUUUUCUGCUCCAACCAUUGAAGAGAUAAUUGAAAGACUAAAGAAAGAUAAUUCGGACUGGGCACAAAAGAAUAUAGAUAUAUUGCUUAAAAUGUCUCCAUCUUCUCUCAAAAUCACCAAAAAAGCGAUUGAUGAAGAAAAAGAAAAAUCUUUAGCAGAUUGUUUAAAGAUCGAAUAUAGAUUGGCCUGUACCGCUUUAACCAGAGAUGGUGAUUUUUAUGAAGGUGUCAGAGCUCUUCUAGUCGACAAAGAUCAGAAACCAAUAUGGAAGCCAUCAUCUUUGGCCAAUGUAACGGAUGAAUAUGUAAAUAAACGAUUCGCAGCAUUUCCUACAGAGAAGGAAUUGCAGUUGUAUACCAGCAAAUUAUAAAAAUUAGGGAAGAUAUCUUUUUAUAUGUAUUAUUGUAUUAUUGUAGAUAUAUUAUAUAGCAGUGUCUUACGCUUCGCUUGUCGUAGCGCCGAAAUACUAUGGUGUCUCCAGAUAUACAUAUUGUUAUGGAAAUAAGUUUCUAAUUACUUUGUUUUUAUAUUCUAAUUUUGUAUAAAUUGAGAUCUGUUGA
This is a messenger RNA of Acromyrmex echinatior (Panamanian leafcutter ant), 1894 nucleotides long. Its product is annotated as 3-hydroxyisobutyryl-CoA hydrolase, mitochondrial. The record is from RefSeq and is a predicted model, not a curated record. Gene Ontology annotation, cellular component: mitochondrion. Gene Ontology annotation, biological process: L-valine catabolic process. Lineage: Eukaryota; Metazoa; Arthropoda; Insecta; Hymenoptera; Formicidae. Gene Ontology annotation, molecular function: 3-hydroxyisobutyryl-CoA hydrolase activity.